Vespula vulgaris is the source of this 945-nucleotide messenger RNA. It is a transcript of the gene MED21, whose product is annotated as mediator of RNA polymerase II transcription subunit 21. Gene Ontology annotation, cellular component: mediator complex. The transcript has 4 exons. Gene Ontology annotation, biological process: regulation of transcription by RNA polymerase II. The record is from RefSeq and is a predicted model, not a curated record. Gene Ontology annotation, molecular function: transcription coregulator activity. The coding region runs from base 337 to 936 and encodes 199 amino acids. Lineage: Eukaryota; Metazoa; Arthropoda; Insecta; Hymenoptera; Vespidae.
UAGUUAAUAUAUAUUUUCUCUAUAAAAUAAAUCUAACAAAAUAACUAAUAUUAUUUAAACAAAACAUCUCUAAAUGAUUGUAGAAUUUUUUAUAAUAUUGGUAGAUGGCGCCAUAUUGUAUUUUUUGCUACGUUGCCAAUUCUUCAUGCUAUAAAAUAAUAAUUCUUACAAGUUUUGGCAUUCGUUCGUCGAAAGAGUGAGCGUUUCGUCGACGUUACGUGGUUUAUAUAAAAAACAUUUAAAUAAAUUUAAUAGUAUCCCUAAAGUUACAUAGAUUCAGAAUUAAAGAAAUUAAACAAACUUAACUAACGUACGAUAUAAUUACAAUAUUAUUCCAUGUCAAAAUUCAUUAAAGAUUUAAUUGGGUUUCAAUCUUCAUUUAUAAACUUUAUCACUAUGGCUGAUCGUUUAACACAAUUACAAGAUACGAUAAAUCAGCAAGCAGAACAUUUUUGCAAUAGUGUUGGUAUAUUGCAACAGUAUUCUACACCAAGUAAAUUUCCUGGUUUUGAUCGAAUCGGUACUCCACAACCACAUCAACCGCAAGAAGAUUAUGCAGCACUGUUCGCAACUUUAAUUGCAAGAUGUGCAAAGGAUAUUGAUACAUUAAUAGAAAGUCUUCCAAGUGAAGAAUCGUCACAGGAACUUCAAGUAGCUAGUUUAAGUCGUUUAGAACAAGAAAAUCAGGAAGCUGGUAAGCAACUUGAAGAGGUAGUAAGACAAGGAGAAGCUUUACUUCAACGAAUUCAAGCAGCGUUGCAAGACAUUGCUCAAAGCCAAUUAGAUAUGCAGAAUCCUGCAUCGACUGCAGUACUUAAUAUUAAUUUAAAUCCUACCAUGACCUUUAAACAAGAAAACUUAAGUUCCACAAACUCCGUGCCUUCUAAUAAUGUCCAUCAACUCUCCAGUUCAUCGCCAAGUUCAAUAAAUCAGUAAUAUAACUAA